GAUUGUCCCUCCUCAGCCACCGUGGCUGACGACAUAGAUGGUUAGCAGGCAGCGCUUUGGAGACAAACAUGGCCGGUAGAGGAGCAAAACAAAGUCGUUCUGGCUCUGGCCUUUCGAGUAGAAAAGGUGCAAAUGAGCAGGACGAGGAGGAGCAGCCGCUGCAGGCUGUUUUAGUCGCUGACAGCUUCAACCGGAGGUUUUUCCCGGUGACCAAAGACCAGCCAAGGGCUCUGCUGCCGCUGGGUAAUGUUGCCAUGAUCGACUACACCCUGGAGUUCCUCACUUCCACAGGGGUUCAGGAGACAUUUGUCUUCUGCUGCUGGAUGGCCAGUGAGAUCAAGGAACACUUAAUGAAGUCGAAGUGGUGUCGACCCACCUCUCCAAACACAGUCCACAUCAUCACUUCAGAGUUUUACCGUUCCCUGGGUGAUGUACUCAGGGAUGUUGAUGCAAAGUCCCUUCUGCGCUCGGACUUCGUGUUGGUCUACGGAGAUGUGUUAUCAAAUAUUGACCUCAGUCAGGCAGUGCAAGAGCAUAGGCAUCGUCGAAAGGUGGAGAAGAACAUCUCGGUGAUGACGAUGAUCUUCAAGGAAUCGUCGCCCGUGCACAGGUCGCGCUGUGAGGAAGAUGAUGUCAUUGUUGCCGUGGACAGCAAGAGCCAGAGGAUUCUACACUACCAGAGGACACAGGGACUGAAGAGGCUACAGUUCCCCAUGAACAUUUUCCACAAUGCAAGUGACGAGUUUGAAAUCAGACACGACCUCCUGGACUGUCACAUCAGCAUUUGCUCCCCACAGGUCGCUGAGCUCUUCACUGACAACUUCGACUACCAGACUAGGAAUGACUUUGUCAGAGGGAUGUUGGUCAAUGAAGAGAUUCUGGGCAACCAGAUACACAUGCACGCCACCAAGGAUGGUUACGGGGUCCGAGUGUCCAACCUCCUCAUGUACGACUCGGUGUCGUCUGACCUCGUGCGGCGGUGGGUCUACCCGCUCACCCCCGAGGCUAACUUCGUCGACCAGCAGGGACGGAGCUGCACGUAUUCCCGCCACAACGUCUACCGAGGGUCCGGGGUCAGCCUGGGCCACGGCAGCCAGAUGGAGGAGAACGUCCUCAUCGGCUGUGACACAAGCAUCGGCGCAAACUGUUACAUUUCUAACAGCGUCAUCGGUAACAACUGCACCAUAGGGGACAAUGUUACCCUGGACCAUGCCUACAUCUGGAAUAAUGUCCACAUAGCCAGCAAGGUGAAGAUCACGCAGUCUGUGAUCUGCGACAAGGCUGUGGUCAAAGAAGGCGUUAAUCUGAAUAAGCAGUGUGUCCUGGCGUAUAAUGUGGUGAUUGGACCAAACAUCUCUCUACCUGAGGGCACCGUGCUGUCCAUGCACCAUCCAGACGAGGAGGAAGAGGAGGACGAUGAUGAGUUCCUUAGUGAUGAUGCCAGUGUCGGACACAGCAAAGACAAGACCAAACUGAAAGCGUUUAACCCAGCCGAGGUCGGAGCUGAGGGGAAAGGCUACAUCUGGAAGGCCAGCAGUCUGGAUGACACUGAGGAUGAGGAGCUGUCGCAGUGUCUCUGGGGUUUGGUGUUGAACCCUGACCCUGAGAGCGACAGUGAGGACAGCGAGCCCGAUGAUGCUGACGACCCCGUGAUCCCCUCCCCCGAGAUGGAUGAUGUCAAAGUGUUCCAGUUGGAGGUGCUGGGGACUCUGCAGAGAGGUCUGGAGGAAAACAUCGGCUGCGACAAUCUUGUACUUGAGAUCAACUCUCUCAAGUACGCCUACAACAUCACUCUGAAGGAGGUGAUGCAGAUUAUAACCAGGGUGGUGCUGGAGUAUCCCUUCCAGCAGCAGGGCCCAGAGCUCACCGCAUCGCAAUACGUUGCUCUGCUCCUACCGUUGCUGAAGAAAUGGGCGCCGGUGUUUAAGAACUAUGUGAAGAGAGCACAGGACCACCUGGACUGUCUGGCUGCUUUCGAGGAACACUUCCUUGAGCAGGAGAGUCACUGGGCUGCUAUGGUCAAGGUCCUGAUGAACAUGUACCAGCUGGAGAUCCUGGAGGAGGACAUGAUAAUGCGCUGGUUCUCUCAGGGAGACACCGACAAGAGCAAGCAGCUACGCAAGAACCAAGGGCUUCAAAAGUUCAUCCAGUGGUUGAAGGAGGCCGAGGAGUCUUCAGAGGAGGAAGGGGAAUAAUGAGGAGCACUUAAGACAAAGAUGACUCUAAAACUUGCAAAUAAAGGGAUUCAGGCAGUUGGUUUCACCCCUCGGCAGCAGCUUUCUGUCUAACAUCUAUCAGGAUCUUCUCUGCACACUUUAAACUGACACAUUUUAUCACAGAGUAACCCGCCAGAUGAGGGCGGUGUGCUGUGAACGCCAAUAUCCAAAUAAAGAAGAGAGACCCCUGACUGCUUGGAAAAGUAUCCUAAAGACUCAAUAUAAAGCGUAAAGGUUUUAUUAAAAAUAUCACCAUAUCCCUUUA
Molecule: messenger RNA, 2481 nt
Organism: Eleginops maclovinus (Patagonian blennie)
Lineage: Eukaryota; Metazoa; Chordata; Actinopteri; Perciformes; Eleginopidae
Gene: eif2b5
Product: eukaryotic translation initiation factor 2B, subunit 5 epsilon
Exons: 16
Coding region: 69-2195 (708 amino acids)
Biological process (GO): biosynthetic process
Cellular component (GO): eukaryotic translation initiation factor 2B complex
Molecular function (GO): guanyl-nucleotide exchange factor activity; translation initiation factor activity; translation initiation factor binding
Source: RefSeq, a predicted model, not a curated record